This is a messenger RNA of Xyrichtys novacula (pearly razorfish), 35993 nucleotides long. The record is from the annotation of a GenBank genome assembly. Lineage: Eukaryota; Metazoa; Chordata; Actinopteri; Labriformes; Labridae.
AUGUGUGGUCAUGGUCUGUUAGCUGCACCAGAGCUGGUUACCGACAGCGUCAGUCGGCUCUACUGCACCGUGUUUACAUCAGGUAAAAACCAACACACUGUGACUAUCCUGCAAAAAUACGUCAGUUUAAAAAGUGUGAAUAUUAACACUAAUGGCAGCAGAGAUAAUCAAUGUUGAGGUGACGAUCAGUGAGACUUUAAUAUCAGUUUAUAAAUCUAAAUUUGACCACCCAGUUUGUUAUCUGAGCAAAGUCCAAAAACCAGCAUCUGUGACAUCUGGGAAACGCUCCAUUUAUCCUGAACUAAAUAAACAAGAUAUUAUUGUGUGUGCCGCCAUCUGGACAACACUUUAUUUGGUGGGAAGACCCUACAUAUGUCUGCAAGACGAUGGCGAACCAAAGUCUGCAGGGAUUGUAACAGCAUGGCUCUGUAGUAGAAGAGUCCUGCUGAGAAACCGGCCUGUUUACAGCUCUGAAGUGUUGCCAAGCAUCAAAUAUUUAAACCAAGACAAAAGUAGCUGAAUUAAAAUCUCUAGAAACUGGUCUCUUCAUCCUAAACAUUUUCAGACUAUUAAAAGAAGAGGUCAUCCAACUUCUUCCCAUUACCAUUUAAACAUGAAGUCUAAACUCGUCUCACACCAUCAGAGUUUGUUUUAAUGCUUCUCAGUGUCCUGUCUUUUCUUAAAUUGGAGUUUUAUUUCAUGUAUCGUGUCUACUUUCAUUCACUAUCAGAGCUGAAGCAUCAAGGCAGAUUUCCUGCAAGCCCUCACUUUGAGAAAACCAGAUCGGAUGAAUCCCGCUCAUACCAUGACAGAUUUAGUUUGAGGGCAGAACUAAAAACUUCCAUUUGACGCUGAUUAUCCACUCCUAAAACUUAACAGCUGACACCAAAUUAGCGAAGAGUCCUGCAGCAUUUAACAGUGAAACGUCCACGGAUGCAGAGACAAUCCUCCCACUGAGUGUGAUUGACCAGGGGAACGUAACACCAGGCUGCACGUGUAAUUGAACAAGAUGGUUACGCUGAUGAACUGAGACUCACAGAGGCACGCCGUCCCUCUGUCAGCAGGUGCCCGGCACACACUGGCCUAUUCAUAUGCGCAUUCCUGUCUCUCCUCUCGCAGCCCAGCAGGUUCCUCCCGGCCACUCAGGACAGAGGCCGACGCACACAAAGGGUCUUCAAUCUGCCUCAGACAACAGGCAGCAUAAAGGCCCGGAAAGCCACAACAGCGUCCUGUCAAAGAGUGGGGAGGCUGAGGUGGGGGCGGCGGUGAGCAGAGCUUGGGGGGCCCUGUGCGGAGCAGGGCCGCUGCUGACGGAUGGAUGAGGGCUGGGCUCUGAGGUUUUUUUUGUGCAUAAAGGAGGAUAUUUGUACUUGCCUGGUAACAAUGGAACUCAAACAGUAAAAAGCUGGGGUCAUAAAACAGCACUUUGGGGCGAUGAAGAGCUGCUAGGGAAAUCAUCAUGCAAAACGAACCCUGGGGGCUGGGGAGGCCGAUAUUGUUCACUCUGAGGGUUGCAUGACUCUUUGUUUGUUCCCAUGCUGAUGUGCGGCUUAGCCUGCCUUCAGUUUGCUUUUGCAUAAAGUAUCCCCGGCUUUAACAGUGUCCGGCACAUUUCCUUACACUGAAAGGAAGUGAGGAGUGAUCAGAAACGCCUCACCUCCCCCUCAAAACAGACAGACCGACUGCAGGAUGAGCUUUUGUUGGCAGACAAAGGUCAACCGACUUUCGCAUCCCCCUGAGGUUCGACUCUUUCUUCACAUCGCAGUGUGUAAUUAUUAAUAAAUAUCAUAAACGGUAUGUCGUCAUUUUACAGCCUGUCAGUAUCUACAGACCUGUCUAUAUAUUUCUUGAGCAACCACGGCAUGCACAUACUGCAGGGACGAGUUAAUGAUUACUGAUCGAAGCUUUUUCAGGUUAGUCUCACCUGCUUUUAUUCUCUUGAAAGCAAACUUUACUCAGUUAGAAUGUAUUUCUGCAGCUCAGAGUUCCUCACAGGCUGAAAAUAGGAGAAAAAGUGACAUCUCGACCUGUUAAUCUCGAACAGUUAAAUCAAGAACAUGUCUGAAAUAAGAAGAAAUCAAAACUACAGAUACAACUGAAGGAAAAACCCAACGACCAUAAAACACGUCUCCCUUUUGCAGCUGUAAACAACCAAAUGCCAUCUUUUAUUGGUCUCCAGUUGCUUUUUUUAAUUACGUCUCAUCUGUUUUGCACACAUUUUACCACCCUCAGCUUUCACUGUUCGCACCGAGGGGGGAGAUUUCCAGAGUUCCAGAUAUAUGACUCAUCUCUUAUCAUAAGAGCGAAACAAUAAGCAUCCAAAUGAAUAAACAAUCACCAUAUGUUCGGAGUUCUGCCAAGGCUUUCGUGUCUUGUGCUGAUCUUAUUAUAAACGGCUUGCAGAGCAUCUCGAGGGAACCCUUUAUCAGAGACACAACCAGAAAAAGUGAGGCCUGUAAACUGUCUGCCUCCAGACUGCUGUCGCAUCAAAGAUCUUUAGUCGUGUUUUGAUGCUCUGAAAGCCUAAGAUGUGGCUCCACAUGCUCAUUUAUGUUCAACUCUCACUAUUAGUUAACCUUAUAAACAUGCCUGUUUUUUCUCUGGUAUGAACGUGGUUAUCAAACUCACACUCCAGCUGUUGAUCAGGAAGAAACUCUCUUUGAAGAAGUGAGUUGAUUUGGAGACAAAAAAGGAGAUCAAGUGGGAGUGUGUCCUCUGUCUCAGAAAACACGACUUCAAAUCAUUUUGAAAUGUUUAAAUCAGCAGCCAUUAGCCAGUUAGCUUAGCUUAAAGAUUAGCUAAAGAGGGAAAACCUGCUCUUUGGACAUCUCUGUUAAAGUCAAGAUCUUACAGAAAUUAAAGUCCCAUUCAGAUUAUUCUUUUACUACUUAAAGUGUUGAUCAUUUCUUCAUUAGACCGAGACGCUUAGGCAGAAGAACUACCGCGUCUGCAGUGCAAAAUGGUUAAUAUGAUGAUUAUUACUUCCUUGGGCUGUAGUCCGUAAUGGACUGGUCUGAGGUCUCGCUACAAACAAGCGGCUGCUGGAAGAGAGUAGGUGAGUUGUGUUUAGUCUCUUUGCUAAAGAAAUGAGUCAAAGUUAAAAAGAUGUUUGGUGGCUAGUAGCUACUAUGUCUGUGACCUUAUAUGUCCUGUUGAUGAAGUUAGGUGCUGUUCUGAGCAUUAUUUGUGGCAAUAGAGUGGCGUUUUGGUUGAGUGUGUAGCUCUCUGUAUUGCUAUUGUGCGGUCGUUACUAAAGUUGGUUUAACUAGAGAAGCAAGCGGUCGGCAACUUUCAUCUCUGGAGGGGGUGUCUAACUCAGUGUUGCAGUGUUUGACCCUAAAUAAAUUUUACACCGGAAUAUCCCUUUAAUAUCAUAAUUAGCUUUCUCACCAGAAUUUCAAUCCACUAACGCAGACGCUUGUUCCGCGAUCGUCCUCUCUACUUCUCCAAGUCUGGCCUGCAUCGCGGGUCUCCGGGGGCGGAGCUUGGAUUUGUGAUGUAAGAAAUCUCACUGUAUCUGAACCUGCCGUUUGUGUCUGCCAGAGAUUCACAGAGAUUUGAAUGUAGUAUUGCAAUUUUGCACUUCUUUUCUCAUGAUAUGUCCUCUAGUAUCAGAAAAAUGCCAUGUGAACAAGUAGACAACAAGAAAAACAUGAUUUUCAUCGGAAUGGCUCUUUAAAGUGUUCGCUUGAUGUUUUGGGACAGACUAUCCCUUGUCUGGGUGCGGUUACUUUCUGGAAUCUCUGAUAUUAUAGUCGUUUCAGCUUCAGAUGUAAAGAUGCUGCACUGAUGAGCCAAGUUUACUUUGUAUAUUUGGACUUUUUCUAGCAGACAGCUGAGGUACGUUCAAAAAGUCCACUGCCGGAGUUAAAAUACCUUCACCAGGUGUCCUUAAAGGAUGUUUCGGUAUUUCUGAGGGGAGAUUGUAUGAGUUGCAUGUCACCAGUGAGCGAAUUAGCCACAGUGGACGCCGGUCAGCUCUUCUCCUGUAAUGAGAAACUGCUGCAAGAAACAGGACACCAGUCUCCUGCAGGAAGAGCCAACUCUGACGCCUAGUUUGGCUGAUUUUGAGAGAGACUCUGACCCGAGCACUUAAUCUCCGUUUAAGUUGAUGCUGCACAGAGAAUUUUUUCAGCACAUUACUUUGAGAGAGAGAGAGAGACGAUUUGUUCUUGCACGAUUUGCAGACACAACACACUGAGGUUCUCAUCAAUAAGGGCAGAUCUGACCAGAAUCCAUUGUGGAUUCUCUUGGAUCGUGACUUUCAUAUGUUGUUUUGUUGAUAUCUUUCCUUUCACUUUCAGUCUAUGGCGUAAGAUUUGAACUGAAUGUGGAUCAAUAAGAGCAUCAUAAUAACCCUGUAUCUUAUCUGAAGUCUGAGGAGUUGUACAUCCUGUUACAACAUGCAGAUAUCCUCCUGUGUUUGCUGAUAAGAGCUCCGUUUGUGGUUUGUGUCACAGCCAGUAUGACAGUCAUAAGAUAAUGGUUUCGCAGCAGAGCAGCAGAGCGGUGUAACGACUAUUAAACACAAAGAGUUUUGCUCUUUAUAAGGAAAGGUAAGUAAUUAAUCCACCUCCCUUUGUGCACGUCCGGAUCACCACACAGGGGAGAUGAAAAGCAAACACAUGUUGAAAUCUUUUUUAGUCAUCUGUAUUUUAAUCUGUCCACCAGGCCGGUCCUCAUGUGUCUCUGCAGCUCCAGUCGUCAAUCACUCCUGACAUGAAAUCAAAGACCAUAUGAGUGCUUCGUAUACGAACUAUGUGUUUGAUCAGGCUGAGUUAACUGCUGUUUGUGCUGAGCUGACAGAAGCAUUUGAAAUUCUGAUGCUCUUUGAAAUGCUGCCAAACCAUAUGAUCUGAACGCCAGCGCAUACAGCUCCUCUAUAGGUAGGUCUGGACAGGAAGUUGAUGAAAGUGCUUAUUUUUAGUCAGAGACUUUGAUUUAUGUCCCUAAUGUUUAUUACUGCACAGGAAACAAACUUCCCUCCUCUUUUAAAACUUUGGUGAACUUUCUCCUGCACCUGUUCGCAGAGUUAGACUCAGUCUUUGUUCGUCUGUCUUUGACUAAAUAAUAAUAAAGUAAAGGGACUAAAGUAAAGGGAAGUUUUCACAAAGAGCUUAACUUCUCUGAAAAACACAUUCAUCUUAGUGUUGUUUUUGUGAAUGUGGGCCUUUUACAGUGCCCCUUCAAAAUAAAAGCAGUGCAUAAAAAAAAUAGCUAGUUUAUUUUGGUGCAGUUUGAAAAUGAUGUUGAUUUCUUUAAUUAUUCGGCAUCUCUUGGACAUUAUCCUGUGUUUUCUCAUUCUAAUGUAUCAGCAUUUUCUAUUACAUUGAUUUCGUGAACAUUGUAUCAGGUUGUUUUUUGUGCUGUUUAGGUUUCCAAUCCCACAAUGCAAAGAGCAUGGUGGUGGUGUUGGUGGGGAGUUUGGUGGAGGUCUGUUGAAGUGGUGCUGUGGAUAACAGGGGGAGCCAGGUCCCUACCAGCCCCGGAAAACCUGCGUCAAGUUUGAAACUAACAGCCCGGAUCAUGUCGGAAUUCCGGGUGUGUGACAUUCAAAAUAAAAGACACACCCACACAAAAGAAAGUUAUUUUACGAACUUGUUUGGUAUUCAUAACUAAGAUUUUAAAUCAAAUUUAAUUUAGAAAAUAGGAAAAAAUAAUAAUACCACCUCAUUGAACUCGAUGCUAACAGGUAUUGCAAAAAACAAGGUGUUAAAGUUGGGGAAGUUUGUCUGGAGAAGUGAUAAAUUUCACUGAUAACAAUUAAAUUUCUUUUUUAAUUAAAAUUUUCUCAUUAUUUUUUAACUUUGACCAAGACUCAUUCCACCCAAUCCCCCCUCCUUUUCUAUUGUUGUUAUUCUCAUUUCGUUAAGGUUUUAGUGUUGUUUUUUUCUCUUUUUAGAGACAUUAAUAAAACUUGAUCUCUUCAAUGGUCUACAGGACACAAAGAAGCAGGUAAUAAAAUUAUGAUCACAUUUUUUAACUUUUAACUCUUUAUUUUAUUUCAUUUAACUAAUUUGAUUUGAUUUAUUUUGGUUGAAUUUUUUUCUAUUUUACUUGAUUUUAUGAUCUACUCAAGUUUUUUUGAUAAGAUACUCCUUUAUUAGUCACACAAGGGGAAAUUCCCAUUUACAUGAUGUUAUUUUUUGUAUUAAAUUAGUUUUAUUUUUUUAUUUGAUUUAUUUUAAUUGUUAUUUAUUUGAGUCCCUUUAAUGUUUUUGUUUAUUAUAUUUUCAUAUAUUUAAUAUGAUUUUUAAUGACAAUGUAAUGUAUUAUCUACUCAAUUUGAUCUAAUUCACUUUUAAUAUAAUUUCGUUUUAUUUGUAUUUAUCUCAUUUUAUUUUUAUUUUUAUCUUUUUCAUCAUUUUAUUUUUUUAUUUUUGUCAUUCUAUUUUCUUUCAUUUUAUAUUAUUUUUGUUUAUCGUAGUUUAAAUUUUUUAAGUUUAGGUUAGUUUGUCUUCGUUUUAUUCCUGCUUUUAUUUUGAAUGCAGUGACCGGAAGUGAGUCCCUCCUCGUGUGUCGGUCUCUCCGUGAGUCUCGAGGAUGCGCACUCUCUCAGAUUUAAGGGGGGAGGUUUGGAGCAGCCUGAGCGGACAGACUCUCGGUGGUUUUUACGGCAUUUCUCCGCCAGGAACGGUCGGAACACUUUCCAGGAUUGUUCGAACUUCGCGUGUUUGAGUAAAUUUAACCGAGUAACGUCGUUUUUGUUCGUGGAUGUUUUCUCAGACAGAGUUGAAGAAGUUUGUGUUUCAGUUCUUGGACUUUUUUCUUCAUGGUUUGUGGAUAAAGAAGCUGAACUAACCUCCUCCUCCUCUUCGGCACGGACUGCUGCUCUCUCUGUGUUUCUCCUGUUCAGGUUAGCGAGGUGAAAGAAAAGACUCUAAACUGAUCUGUACUGUUUUAAAAAACAAAGAAAUCUCCGUGUGGCUGUUUUUUUCUCCCUCCUGGUUGAUAAUUUGUGUGGGUUUUUUUUUGGGACUCACAUUCUUUCCUUGUGUCGCCGAAGUUUGGCUGAAGUAUGCGCAAACUUGUGGGUCAAACGAGCUGAGUUGGAGUUUGUGAGUUUUGGUUACACGUUUUAUCUGGAUAUUUGGGAUUUUUGGGAUUUUUUCCUCUUCAUCUAAUCUCAGCUCGGGACUCUUCCUCCUCCUCUGAAGCACACUGGCUGUUUCUCAGCCCCCCAACACUGAGGUGAGUGUGAGUCCUGCUUUACUCACUUUAAAACCUCUUUAUUAAACUCUCACACUCACCACAUUUUCUCCUGAAAGCACAAAUUAAAGUUCUGUAAAUGUGUGUUUAAUGCAACAGUUUGUUCUUGCAGUUAUUUUGCUGUUUGUCUCCUGCCCUCAGUCUCCUCCAUGCUUGUAAAUGAAAGAGUGCACAUUAACCUUAAAGCACAGGGCCCAGAUCUCGCCUGCAGCUCUGUGAGGGAAAAAAACACUCCUCUGGUUUUUCUAUCUGAAGUCCCAGCAGGCGCCUCUUAUCAGAUUAGAUCAUUUACUUUAAAAAAAGGACCAUCCUCAUCAAGGCUGAAGCCUAGAAAGCAAAUGUUCACACUGCAAAUGAAGUUUGGUUUCCUGCACCUAUUUUUGUUUUAGUGUUAUCAUGUGAUUCCUCUUUGCAGACAUGAUCUUUAAAAUGAUCCUGUUUUAACUUUAAGAUUUUCAUUCCUGCAGCGACAGACUCAAAGUCAUGCUCCUUCCACAACAUUUCCUCCUUUCUUUCACAUCACGGCCUAAAUUACACAUUCAGAAACGCUCUGAGGUUGAACCACAUCUUAAAAUUCUCAGAGGACGGCCAUUAUAAGUACAUCUGUCAUGAGGUCUGGGUCUGGAGGGGCCAGCCUGAUGUUAUGUAAAGCUCUAAAUGUUAUGAUAUGAAGGAAGAGGGAGAAGAUGGAUGGUUGAGGAAGGCAGUGUUUCCACAGGGAGUUCACCAAGAGGGAAAAAAAAGUUUUCCUGAAACAUAUAAUGGGAAGUGAGGAACAGAGCUGCCUGUAAUUUACUCAGCUGCUGCUCUGUGGUGUUGGAAAAUGGAGUAUUUACUGUAGUAAAUCUAUUAGGAAAUGUGCCGUGUAAUUAAAAAGUUCCUUCUUAGAUCUAAUUUUGAGAGUUUCAUGUUUUUCUUUCAGAUUUUUAGCCUCAAAUUCACCUAAAAGUGUAAAAAAUGUCUGAGGAGCUUGAUUUUUAAUUCUCACCUCCUUUCUGCAAAAACACCCCCUCCCCACAAAGUCACAUUAGAUUGGAAGUGUCAACCAAAUGGCGGAGUGUGAGGUGGCUCCACAGUAUUUGUCUUGACACCUGAGCUCCCUCCGUAGCACGCUGGUACCAGCCCAGGUUUCAGACUGUGAGGCUGCAGAGAGAAGAAAAAAAAACCCAAAGUGUGUGUUUUUGUGAAAACAGUAGCCUUAGGGGAACGGUCUGAUGCUCUUGUGUCCGCUGAACUGCAGCCGUGUGCAGGCCGGCCUGUUGCUGCUGCCUGGCUGGGAGUGCAGAGCUGGACGGGGAGGGGGCUGCAGAAUUUGGGAGCUGAGGAAUUUUAUGCAUGGAUGGCAGUGAACAGUAAUUAUGGUGCGGGCCAUGUUAUGGGUUAGGCCUGUAACCUUUGUCUUUGUAUAAUGAGAGAAGCUAAAUGUGUCUUGUGUGCUCUAAUCUGUUUAGUUUAACCCCGUUUAUCUGCCAGAUUUUCAGUCAAGUGUCACCGCGUCUUAAGAAGUUAGAAAAGUUUCAGAGUUUGGAGGAAAGUCAGAGUCCUUUUAAAACAUCCAUUUUCUCUUUUUUUUAUCAUGUUUGACCACAAACUGCUCCUUUCUGUCUGCAAAUAACACACACCUCAGUCUGUUCUCCUUUUCUCACAUUUACUCUUUCAAAUUUCUUUUAAUGGAAGAAAAACUGAACUUUUUUUCUUCCUAUCGAGAAUCUUUGCUUGGAAAAAUGUAAACAGCUGUUUAUCACUUUAUCUGACACUCACCUCCCCACCACAGUUUAAGGCAUUCCUGCUAACUUUCUAAAAAGAGUCGGUGUUCUUGCUUUUGUGGGUCAUGAAAAUACACUGACACUUGAUUCAGCCUGUUUGAUAUAGUUUUAAACCCCACACAAACACAUCACAGUGGAGUUUAUUUUUUGAGGCAGUUAUCAAACUUUGACAAUCUCCUACUGAAACAUAAAACACCCGUGAUACAGAUCUGUCACAUUUAAGACCAAAUACUGACUGAGGUUCAUGGGACUUUGUUUUAAAAGUCUGAAAACAAACAGUACGUUGAUUCACAGGCUGUUAGAAAUCUUUUUAUUGCAUAAGUCCAAUGAAACUGAACUUUAAAGAUACAUAAAGACACUUAGGUUCAAUAGUUUAGGCUGUCUAACAUACUUAGAAAACGCAGCUGGAGAUUAAUUUUCUCUUGCACGUAUACGUCUCAGUACAGACUUUAAAUGUGCAUGCUCCAAACGGUGUAAAUGUUUAAGGAAGUCAGGUAGUAAUCAAAUAGACAAAGGAAAUAUAGUUUUGUCUUUUAUGAACAGUGUUUCGCUGUAGUUUGUUUAUAAAAUAAUUCAUCUAUAAAGGCCAGAAAGGUUAAAAAUUGUACCUGACAAACAAGCUUUUAUAGACGAAGCAUUUUAUGAAUUUAUCAUCAGCAGGUCAAAUGACCCUCAUAGUACGUAAAGUUUGUUUUCACCAUUGGACACACAACCACUUUGCCUCUUUCUAACUUGUUUGUCGAUUGUUUUGGUUCGUGAUGAAAUGGGAGACGAGCCUAUCGUUGUGUCUCACUCACACCUUGCAUAGCGGUGGUGGACAUACUCCAGUCAAUCGAUCAUUCUUUUACUGCUUGUGUACUCGGAUGAGGACAGUAGUCGGGUUAAACCAUGUAGCUAUAACCCUGACUCGGUGUAACUGAGCAUGUAAAUAUAUCGAGUGUAAGCUACUUGGGCCCGUGUCCACUUGCUACAUUUUUUGGCACUGGCAGCAACUUUUUCUUACAAAGUUAAUGCAGUUUAACAUUUUUAGUGCACAGUAUCAGUUGUUUUUUUGUCCCUCGGCUAACAGUUUGGAGGUUAUGAGGUAGAAGUGCAGUAAGAUGCAGUGAGUGGACACAGGCCCUAACUCUGUUCUGGCUGUGCUGCAGUUCUAACACUGGUUUACUUCAUUCUCCAUGUUUUUCCUUUACCUGCUCUUAUUUAUUUCCUCGUGAUGUUUCCAUCAGAUGUGAUAAAUAAAUAAAGGGGAUUGGAUUGGAUUGGAUUGGAUUACUGAUAUGCAAAUUUACUAAUCCAGCUCUAACCUUAAAUAAAAAAACAAAUUGACUAUAAAAGAGUCAUAAGCCCGGUCUUUAUAUUGAUAAUUUUACAUUCCUAUCAGCCUCCUCUCAGACUCACAGGUUCAACAUGAGUGCUUACAGUGUGAGGAUAGUAACACACUGUCUUUAACUCCUGCUCCCACGGGGGUUCAUGACCAAGUGUUGUGUCACACUCCGAAGAGGUUACUUCCUCCUCUUUCGAUUAUUGACGUUUGCCGCUCUGACGAGGGUCGAGGGAACGUGGUCUUCCGCUCGCUCUUCGGCUCCUUCUGUCUGGCAGCAGAAGCACUUUCUUGGAUUCCUCCCAAACACUGACUCACUGCUUACAGAGCGGCGAUGACCAAGCUUCUUUAUCCCCCCCGGACCCCCCUGGCCCGGCUCAGCUGCUGGAACACUGGACCAUUCUUGGAAAGUGAAAUUGAAUUGGUUUUUUAGGAGAACACAAUGGUUGUUUCUGUGACCGACACUCACACAAGUCAUUACGUCUUAAAGGAAACCGCAGCUGCAUCUGAACAUGACGUGGUGUGAAAAUGUAAACCAUGCUGAGGUUCCUCUGACCCAGAUGUGACACUGUUGUUGUUGAUGUUGGUUUCCAGAGACAUCAUUGACCUGAAGGAGAAAAAAAAACUCCAGAGCGGCUUUUCUUGGAGCCCUUUGGACAAAUCGUGGGAGCAAAUGGCUGCAGGGGAGGGGGGUCAUUUUAGGCUCCAAAAACCAACUGUUAGGUGAUAGAUCUCUCAGCGUGGAAAUGAUGGCCCGGCGGUCUCUCUCUCUACAAGGGUGUCACAUAACCAGCUGUAGUUUUUGGGUCUUAAACAAAUUCCUCAAGGGGGGGUUAUGGGGGUUUGGGCCAAGUGUUAAUCUCUGCAGCCAGAUGCUGCAGAGGUGAUGAUGCGGGCAGAUGUGCAUAAGAGGGUCACACACUCAGAGGCUGCCGCACCACUUCUGGACUCUCAGAGUAGAAAAAGUCACUUUAAAAAGAGGUUUUCUUCAAGUCCUGAGAGUCUUUUAUGAGCUCGGACUUCAAUCGGUACUUUGAAGUCGCCAAAAAUAACGUUUAAUUCCUCAGAAGUGAGCAGGAUGUCUCAGUGUUUGUUUGCUCAGGCUAUCGGAGCGUUUUUAGAGCGGUGCAGUUUCUUAUCGGUGUUUUCGUACAAGACGGCCUGAGAGAUGAAGUUCCCACCUUGAACUUCAGUGAGGGACAGAAUAUUCUCUUCUUUUUUUUAAAGAGCAAGGAAUUCCUCAGAUUGGCGCGCUUGCAGAGAGUUUACCCCUCUUGGUUUCUGCUUUUUGAAGGUUUAAUUGUACCUUAAAUAGAUUUUCUUUGUUUUCCACUCAGAUGUUUUAAAGUCAUGCACUCAUUUGCUUCUCUCCUCUUCCUGGUUUCCAGUGCAGCUCUGUGAAUGCCCCGCUGCUGAUGCCCCACCGGUCUGAAUGGAGUUCAAGUCGCAGAAAAGCCAGCGGUUGUAGCUCCGUCAGCAGGAUGCUGAUGAGGCCAAGUUUACUUCUGUUACUUCUGACUGUAUUUGCACAAGUUUUAAGGACCCAGUGCCGGCCUGCCAGUAAUGAUGAAGGUAAGACGGCUCCAUAACUUCAAGCUCCUUAUGCUUUAUUAAUAAGCUGCUUUUUGCUGCUUCGAUAUCAAGUAGCUGUUUGAACGUCUAAACUUAUUAAGUCUGACUUAUCUCCACUCCCGCCUUGAUAAUCAAAGCUUUGUUCCUGGUGCAGGAAUGUUCCCCUAACUCAGACCAGGCUUUGGUGGAGUCUGUCCUUUGUAGCGUCACCGUUUCCUCCACCACCCCUUUUUUCGCUCUGAUGUUUGAGUUCACUUUACUGUGUCAGAUUUCCGCUAAACUUUCACUCUACGUUACAUUUUUAGAGGUUUUUCAGACCAGCUGGUCCGACCUCUCUCCUAGUUUCUCCUCUUACACUGAGGAGCACAGCUUUAAGUUUUCCCGUGGAGAACUCGGUCCGCCCUGGCUGUUGCACAAGUCCAGUUCUGAAAAGGGGGAAAGAGGCUCUGAAAUCAAAUCCCUAAAAAUGUGUGUCUUGGAAAGCAUCCAGCAGCGUAAUAGCUGCCUGGACUUGUGGGUAGAUGGGUUUGGAUGUUUACACUCUACAGUCGGAAGUGGAGAGCAGAGAAGAAUAUGAUGAAGCACAGCAUUAUAAUUAGAGUAAUUAAGCAAGAGGGUCUCUCUCGGCCUGUAAGCCCUAAAAUAAACUUGUUGCGGCUGUGUUUGAGCCGACGGUGGAGCAGGGAGGAGUAAAUGACUCCCAUGUGUAGCCUGAAGGCAGCCCCACUGCCUCACAGUCCCUGCUCCUCUCCUCCUUUGUAAUGAAAAGGUAUUUGUUGUCACUGAGAGGGGAGUUAACUGCCAGGGAAACUAUAAAUUAGCCCGUUUUUUUUUUUUUUAAAAAAAAGGAAAGAAGAUGCUACUCGAAGCCCUCCCUUAUCCCGGAGGAUUGGGUUUCUGAAGGGAAUGUUUGUCUUCGAAGGUGAGCCAUAAAUUUUCCCCCCGGGGUGGGGGAAGUCUGAUGCAGUUACACUCCACCCUGUUCUUAAUCACCAAAUGGCCAGGUACUAUCUAUGCGCCUCUGUGCUCUCUCCCCCCACCCACUUCUGCUUGGGAAUGCUUCACUUUCCCCCCGCUCCCCUGCUGGGUGACGGAUGGCUUCAGCUGUCCACAAACAAUCACAGCAGAAGCAUUUGGUUGCAUUCCUUUUGUCUCGGUUAGGGAAACAAAAUGCUCGUAUGGAAAUGCUCGUGUUUUAUUCGAGCUCCUUUUGUUUGUCUUCAGGGUUUUUUUUGUUGUGCGACGUUCACAUGAGAAAAGAAUAUUCACCUCAGGGGUCAGCCACAUGGAGACCUAUCAGAGAAACUUUGGUUUAUUACUCUGUGACGUCUCGGUGUUAAUGAAUCCGUUAGUCGGCUCUGAUGGUAAAACAUCAGGAAGUUAUUUUUUCGGCGGCGCUCCCUGAGGGUUCGCUUGAAUCGAUGCUCUGCUGUCUGUCAAAGCAGACGAGCCUCUGACCCCUGAGUGGAGCUGCCACAGAAACGGGACCGAGAAAGACUCUUUUCAGGAGGCCCCGAGGAGCCGGGCUCUGCCGGAGAAUAACAAGUGACUGAAUGUGAGGAUACAACCGCCAGAAUGAAUCGACUCUGGAGCUGUUUUAUUGUUCAGAAUGAAAGUUUGUGAAAGAGACUGGUGCUCCUUUUAAUAAAACUUCAUUUCAUGACUCUGAAGCCGAAGUUGGAGAUGAUCCAGUCAUCAGAGUUUAAUACAAAGAUGAAUUUUCUAACAGACCUGCAGAUGAUCUUGGUGCUGAUCCCUGAUUUUGAGAUAUUAAACAUAUUCGGUGUUUACGUUCAGAUAUCCUGUCUGGGGGAUCCUGAGGACACACACUGGAUUAGAACAAGCAUUAACUCACACAGGCAUCAGAAUCAAGAGGACAAACAUCAAGUUUAUCUUUUUAUGUCGUAUUAUUUCCAUUAAUUAAAAAUCUGCAAACUCAGAUUUAUUUUCUAGGGUCAAACCUACAGUUUAUUGCUUUUAAAAGUUGGUUUAUUAUGUUGUGAAAUGAUAAUUAAGAUUCGUAUCUUCUUGGGGAAUUCUGACCUUUUAGUUUAUUUUCCUCAGUGAUGUGUGUGAAACCUCAGAACAUUCAGAAAAUUCAGUUUUUACCGACUGUGGAGAAAAUGAUCACAGAUGAGUAAAUGACACAGUUAACUGUAAAAUCCUCACAUGUGGAUGAACGUUACAAACCAGCUCAGGAAGGGAAAAGAUGUAACAUAAAACCCGGUCUAGUUGGUGUAAAAAUGGUCGUUUAAUUGCAAAGUAAAUAAGGAAGUGCUGUUCCAACACAAGUUUGAGGAGGAAAAAACAGAGGAAUAUGGAAUUCUGCUCAAAGAAACAAACAAAUACAACAAAAGGCGACUUUAAACCAGAGUGAAGAAACCAAAGUUACUUUAGCAGUUUUAAAUCAUCGAAUGGUGAGCAGAACCCUAAUCCUUUAUAAGACGGUAAAAUAAAUAUACAGAGUCGCCUCCACAGAAGUUAAGACACACAGAUCUCUCUGACAAACAAUGAACUUUAGUCGGGCUGAAACGAGUCCUCGAAUACCUCUAUUUCUAAAAGUGAUCAGGGAAUUUCCUCUGCCUCGAGUUCUUGUUGAUAAAAUCAAAUCGUCACUGUUUCGCACGGAUUAUUUUCAAGGUGACGCGACACGUUUACAUCACCACGGUAGCGCAGUUUUGGUUUUGCGGAGCGUAAAAAAAUGAGAAGGGCUUUUCUUCAGCAGACCUCCGGAAGCUCAUUAGCAAUUCGCCUCUGAGUCGUGGGCGGAGUCAGCGCUGCUCUGCACCCUCCUCUUCUUGCUAGCUUGUAGCCUAACAUUGCCGGUGUCGUAGAAGAAGCAGGUAACAUGGGAGCUGUUCAACUCCCGGACGCAUAUUUUUUUUUAGGAUGGUAAGGGGAAGGUCCCGCCCUCCUUCACCUCUGAUUGGCUAGAAGUGCUGGGCUCCGACAUCGUCUGUCAGGUUAGGGUUAGUUAGGAGAUUCAGAAUUGUGAUAAUGUUCUUCAAUGUUCUGUUGGAUGUACAGAGCCGACAGCCCGUGUUUAACUUGAGCGCUAGAUGACGUUUCCAGCUUUUCUAGCCAAUCAGAGAUAAAGGAGGCGGAACUUUCCCCUACCGUCCUACAAAAAAAUAUCACCUCCUGGACACCUAAUGUCUUUGGGGAAGUGAUGAAAGUUCAUAUCAUAAUGAGCUUUCUUAUAAGCAUUGCAAUCUGCUAACGCGUUCGCUUGAUGUGUUAUUUUAUCCAAUUAUUCGAUUAGUUAAUCGAAUAUUCGGUAGAAUUCUUGAAUGCUAAAAUGUUUGACAGCUGCAGCCCUGAACUUCAGUGAGUUUAGAUCCGAUAAAGAGAGAGAUAAAAGUAUAAAGAGUGGAGAAAUCCAGAAAAACACAUUUUCCCUUAAUGACCAUGAACGUGUUAAACUUCCUCUUUAAGAAUAAGCAGAACUUUAAAACCAUUUUAAUUAAGAAAGUCGAAGUUCGCUGCCAAAUUAUAUUGGCUCCUGAAAAUUCUCCAUCAGGGAGAUCUGGUGGUAAUAAAGCGGAAUGAAUGAAUCCUCCUGUUUUCCCUGUUUGUCCAUUAGAGCCGUAAAUGUAGCUGAACUCAUUUGAAUGACACUGGAACAACUUUGCCGUGCGGAGUAAUCCUCGUAGCUCCCGAGUGUUAAUCCACGCUGAUUGUCAGCGGCUCAUUUAGGAUUGAAAAGCUCCUCCACUGGAGGGCUUUCAGGGGGGGACACUCACUCUCUGGAUGUUUUGGGCUUGCUAAUAGGCAUUGUCCCAUUCUUCCUGCUGGUCCUGUCUUUUGUGUCCCAUCAAUCCCCCCUCUAUACGUCACCCACCCCUCGCUCUGCUGUGCUUAAAGGGAACUGACUACUACAACAGUUUUUCCCCAGCCAGCCGGACUUCUCUGCAGUCAAGCAUCUCUGCAGCGACAGCAGGAAAUCCCACAAGUCAUUCACAUGGCGUAUUGCUUCCUAUCUCGUAGCCGGAGAAGGUUCCUCAGACUGGCGCCAACUUUUCCUUUCUGCUGGUCCUGGAUUUACAGACUAGUGAGCUUUCUCCCCCGUGUGUUUCCUCUCCCUUUCAUGAUUUCUGUAAUUAGGCUGAUUUUGAGCUACGUCAAUCACUUUUUUCCAAGUGGAUGGAAGAACACACGAGAGCUCGUUCCAGAUGGGCUGCUUUCUGAAAAUAUGCCCCUUAAUCCAUUUUAAUCCAAUCACAGCAGCAGGAGGAUUCAUUAAGAUGAAACGCCGAGGAAAUACCUCAGAUGUAGCGCAGAAAGUAAGAGUUUGUUAGCGUGUGAUCUGACACAGUGGUGGGUUUGAUGGGUCUGCGCCGUGUUUAUCAGACUCGGUUUGAAGGAGGUCGUCACAGAAGCACAAAUGGUUCUGACAAUAAAGCUACGAGCAAAUUUAACAGCUUUUAUGGGCGUUUUAUGAUGUCUGCAGCCAGAUUAACAGCUGGGAUGUUGACACAGUCUUAUCAGUGGCAUCUCCAUUUAGAGGGCAGGGACAGAAACACACACUCUGCCCCCCACCGACCCGGCACACACGGGUUUGAGGCCGUGUGCAGGUUUGAUAUCUGCAGCCCAUCUCUGCGUGCCUCCUCUGCUUUCCCCGCUUUGGUUUUGUUUUUGAGGAGAAAGUUGAUCCUACCCCCUGGCCCCUUUUCCUGCUGGGAUUAAGGGCCUGUCAGACAUAUGUGAUCCAGGAAAUACCUUUACUAGGCCCAAGUGGGGUCACCAUAGCAACUGGCACUAGAACCUGCCGCUGCAGGCCCCGGCCGGCUCUCGCUCCCCUGCACAUGCUCAGUGCUCCCUCUUCCCCUUUAUUGUUCGAGGCCUUUGUUGUGAUGGAGGGAGGGAUUAGUCAGGUCUGCUGAUGCCGUCCUGAGGUUAUGCUGUACUUCCUGUUGUGAGGAAGUGCGUGUACAAACACAGCGUGCUUUGAGCUCGCCUCAGAGUAAUCACGUCUGGAGGGAUCGCUUACAGCAGGAAUUCGGGGAUCUAGUUUAGAUUGUGUUGUCAUAGCGAUGACGGUGCAGGUGAUCGGAUUAAAGUUGGUGGAAACUUUAGAGGUGUUAUUGGAAGGCAAUAAGACCCUCAAAAAUGAGGAUGUGAAAGACGUCCGUGUUGCUUAAGGGGGAACAUCACCUGGUAGUUUCUCUGAGUCAAAGACUAACGAAUCCCACCCUGAUAUAACAGAAAGUUUCUGUGGUUCUGGUGUACUCUGGAACCAGAACCCGCUUUGUGUUCCUGUGUUUCUGUCUCCCCUCUCGUCGUGCAUGUGUGAUCCCAAAGCAAGAAUGUCAAGUAAGUUGUCUGGUGACGAUCUCUACCUUUUGUAACUAGACAAACAACACCAUUGUGAUGGACAACAUGUCAGCAUAAUCGGGUUACCCCCUCCCCCCUGUCGACUCUGUAGUCAUUUAGAACAGGAGGGCUCAGGUGUCUGCCUCCGCGACACCUCCCCUUUCUUCAAUCCUCUAAUUGAAUUUCACCUUCCUCUCCAAAGUAGCUCCCUGCCUGCCUGACGAUGGGGCCUGACUCAUUUGGGAUAUGAUUUAAUUUGUGGGAGAGGUAAGACGGGCUGUUUGCAGGGAGCAGAUCGAGGAGGGACUUUUCUGCUGUUUCUGUGGUCGUCUGAAGAGCAGAGACGGCCUCGUUUUGUGUCGACUCUAAACAUUUCAGACUCCGCUCCCCCGUCAGUCACUACUUUUACGAUUUCAGAGACACUGUGCAGUUUUGUUUCACAAUAAAGUUGUUAAUCUUCCUGUGAGUUGCUUGUUAUGUGGAUCAGAUCCUUUAAUCAAACCAAAGAUGUUAUUUUUCGUCGGUUAACAGAGGCCUUAUUGUGCUUAUGAUUACAUAAAUAACCGAGCCGUUCAAAUUCAACCACGUCCUGUUAUUUUUCUUGGCAGUCUCGGUGGAAACGCAGGCAGAGCUGUUCACACUCUACCCCGGGGAUCGUCUGGAUCUGAGCUGCACUGCCAAGGACUCUGCGGUCAACUGGACCAAAGACCAUGCGCCGGUGGUGGACGGGGAGCACACACGCAUCCGCAGCGGCAGCGGGCAGCUGGAGAUCGAGUCUGUGGAGCUGAGCGACUCGGGUCUGUACUCCUGCACCUCCGGAAACCACACCGUCUUCUUCAACGUCACAGGUAGAGGCUCGGAGGCGGAGCAGGUUUCCUUCUGCAGACUUUAGUUUGUGUUUUUAGUGUUUCCAGUCAAAGUCAGAGUUUGUGAGAACAUAUACUCACUGUAUAUGUUGAGUGGAUUUGUUUAACUUGAAGAGUAUUUGUCCUCACUUUAACUUCCUGUUUCCUCAGUUGAUAUCUUAGCCUCCAGUGAGGAUGACGAUGAAGACGAAGAGUCGUCAUCUGAAGAAGCCAAACUGCUGGGCAGUCAGAAGCUGCUGCGUAAGUCUGCUGAUCUCCUCACGUUACCAAUGCUACUGCAACAAAUGGUCAUUACGCGCUCGCCCGGUGUCACAGGGUUAUGAGUAAUCGUCACGCUCAGUGAUUUGAGAGCUUUAUGAUUCAAUUAGGGCGCCGCCGUGUGUGUGCGGGUCACGUUUGGGUGAAUGAUUUCACUCUGAAUCAGAGGGUUUUUCACUACCUCAGUGACAGCUUCUUCGUGAGGAAUGUCCCUGCGGUGACUCGCCGUGGUUAACCUUCGAUGUUUUCCAAUUUGUCUAUCGAGCAAUUAAGACACUUGGGCUUCAUCAUCCAGCUGCUGCUGCCCACUCUGACUCUGACCACAAACAUGCAGCACACUUCAGACUCGUCCACUCCAACAGCCCUGACUUCACUUUCCCUUACAUUUACACAAAACUGCUUCACUGAGGCGACGUUAGAGUCACACAACCUUCGAAGGGUUCGAUUUUAACUGGAAGAAACAGGACUGGACAAGUCUGGGAAACAUUUAUAGAAACAUUUAAUUUUUUGUCUGCUCCAUAUUUUCUACGGGAGAGGAUUACAGCCAUUGGAGAAAGAAAAAUCAGAUAAAAAAUUUUAAUAUUAUUAUUUAGAAAAAAAAAGUCAGAAUUCUGAGAUUAAAGUCAGAAUUUUGAACAUAGUGAGAAUUAUGAGAAAAUUAUCGGAAUUCUGAGAAAGAAGUCAGAAUUAUACGAAAAAAAGUGACUAUUCUGAGAAAAAGGUCAGAAUUCUGAGAUUUAAAUCAUUUUUCUGAUGUGAGUUCAGAGUCAGAAUUGUGGUCUUAAUCUUAGAAUUCUGACUUUCUUCCUCAGAAUUUUGACUUUUUUCUCAGAAUUAUAAUUUAAUAAAUUCUAUUGGACAUUUUUUGUUUUUUCCCCAGUGGCCCUCUUCCUCUUCCAUAAUGUUCCUUUCAUUGAUAUGUUGAAAACAGUAUGGUUUCUUCUCCUGCUAACUCUUUCCUGUUGUUUCCUCAGCGGAGGCCCCGAAAUGGGCUCAUCCAGAGAAAAUGGAGAAAAAGCUUCACGCUGUUCCAGCCAGUAAGACCGUGAAGUUUCGAUGUCAGGCCAGCGGAAACCCCACCCCCACUCUGAAAUGGUACAAGAACGGCAAAGAGUUCAAGAGAGACCAUCGCAUCGGAGGCUUCAAGGUAAAACACGUGAAAAAUAUCGAGCUCCCUCCGCCUCUUCCUCUCUCGGUGACAGGACACCCUCUUUAGCAUUUCUUAUCGAAUCACCACAAACUUAUUCACUCCGAGUGGAGAUGUGCCAGUGAUCUCAUCCCCACAUUAGCUCACCGGCCCCCUCCCCUGGAGUGAGAACUGCUUCCUGCAGGUGAAGAAGCAGAGACGAGUUUCAUGUUUGAGCGGAGAAACAAUGAAAGAUGAAACCUAAAGCCACAAAAAGGAACUCUGAGCCAUAAAAAUGUGAGAAAAACCUCCAGGUGGGCAACCCUAGCUGUCCGUCCAGACGGAGAUAACACCGGCUGUCCUCAUUCUGGGUUUCGACGCCUCAUCUUUUCUGAAAUGAUAUAUUUAUACACGACUCUGAUACCCUCCGUAUCUGAUAUACGAUGUGUGGGGAGCGAUAACUCUUUGUAAUCCUCUUCCUGUUUCCAGGCGGGUCGUGUUCAAACGUCGCCAUAACUGCUGAUAAACCGUGAGGUUGUAAUAUUUGAUAAGACGCUUUAUUGCACUCCCUGGAUUUACUUUGGCAGAGGUGUGGACCGGAUCUAUUAUAAACCAGUUUCGAUCAUCAUCAUUUACUGUAAAUUACAUCAUGACCCGUUUAAAAGAUCAACAUGAUUAAUCAACAAAUUAACGUAAGAGCGAGGAAGUUAUGAAAGACGGUCUCACUAACAAUUACAUCUGUGGCGCCGUCAAAUCUGUGUUUUAUUUAAUCGUAAAAACAUGCCGUCAAUUUGAUUUCAACUUUUGGAUAAGAAGGAAAACUUUUAAUGUUCUCAGCUGAGACUGAGCUGAUGAGACACGGAUGACACCGACAGUGUGUAAGCCCUGUAGAGGCGCCAUCAUUCACACGUUAGUCUAAUGACGCUGAUUAAACGAAGAGAGGUCACUUGUUCUCAUCUUACUGACUCAUGAGAUUUACACAUAACAAGAGCUUUCAGUGUGAGCUGCAGCUGCAAACAUACAGAUUUCAGGAGCGUUUCCACGAUAGACGCUGCCCUGUUAGCCUCAGGUUAUUGAUAAUCUGUUUACAUGACCUGAUUAUGAGGAGGCUUCACAGUGGAGUAAUAUUGAAGGAAGAAGUGCAAACAGCCCUGACGAAUAUCAUUACAAAUUGGAGAGUCUGUUGGUUUAAUGCAAAUAUUGUCACAGUUAUAGAGUUUUUAUUGUUUUGUGCAGAGGGCGCUGAAUAUUAAAAACAAUAGUACGCUCUCUUCAAGGGUCUGUUGGUGCUCUGUUUGACCAAAAGAUCCAUCAGUUCAUGAAGCAAACAGGAACAAACAGUGACAGCAGUCUCCUGUAAACAGUUCUUCUGCAGGUUCCUCUUCAGAGCAUCCAUCUGGACAUCAGCAGACAUCGUCUUUCACACGAACAAACCAGAUGCUCCCCUCAGAAAACAAACUUCUCCUCUCUUAUAGCAGUUUCUUUUCUGCUGCACUGGAUUGACUUGAAUACAAAAUAAUGCUGUGAUUUCUUAGUCUCUUUAUUAGCAUCCACAUUAGCACCUGUUUAGGCAUUAGUUAUUCCUUUGCAUUGGCUCUCCUCAGUGAAUUAAAGAGAUCGAAUCAGGUCUGAGGUAUCUGAGCAGGACUGGAGCGAUAUUUGGGAAUGUCGGGCCAGAACUACAAACACGAGAUCUCUCUGGGAAUUCUGCUGGAAAAGUACAGAGAGAUAUUUUCUGUCCUGAAAACUGAAUUUCACUCAGCAGGGUUUGGUGGGACAGGAUGACCGCUGGAGGAAUCAAUGUCAGAUCACUGUCAGAUAUUUUGGAACUGCCCUUUAAUCCAUUCAUGCUCGCAGAAGAAAUAAGAAGUAUUUUUGUAGUACGCCUUAAUGUAAAACUAUGAAUAUGAAUAACUGGUGUAUAAGGGUUUCUGUCUCAGCAGUAGCUCCUUAAAAAUCAGCUAAAAUCUAAGAAGUCUGAAGGAGGUGGGCUAGCAUGAAACUGCGAUUAAAGCUCCUCAUAUUCUCUCAUACUAGCUUGUUGUGUUGGGUCUGUGGAGACUCAGGAUUUCCAGUGGUCGGUUACAGAUGGUUGGAUGUCUUAUAAGUCAUGUUGGAGGAAGUUCUCCAAAACAAGAGUCUGAAAAAACAAGAACUUGGACGGGAAGUGGAAAUCAAAAUCUGGAGGUUUUUAUGGGUAUGAUGCUGAAAAAAGACGUACCCAGAAGUAAAAAAUGUUAGUAGGUACGUGAUAACUUCUCAUGUUGUUCUGUUUGAGCUCUCCUCAUGUGUGCAGCCGUCAGUGGCGGUCGUCUCUCAGGUGUGCGGUGUGUCUGCACAUUUAGAGGCUUCCCUCCUCUUCCCCCGCAUCUGCUCUUCCCAUCAAGGUGUAACUCAGUCCAGCCUCAUCUCGUGCUUCCCCGGCCCAUCUUUCUCUCCAGCUGGGACACAUUUAGGAGUUUCCUCUCAGCUGCCUGCUCCCCUCUGCACCCCCCCCAGAACCACUACCAAAGCCCCCCACCCAGGCAGGCAGCACACUCCGCCAUCUGGCUGCUGUUUUUUUUUAAGCCAAGGUGCAGAGGUCUGCAUCAGCGGCUGUGGACGUCUCUCAUCCCUCCCACACUUUUGCUUUUAUGGCCCAGCUUCUAUUGUUCAUAAGGUCUGCAUGGAGACGGGCAGGAGGGAGGGAAUAAUGUAGACCACAUGUAUAUGAAGCCAAGCACAACACAUCUGGCAGCAGGCAGCUGGACUCCUUCAUCACGUUUUGAGCUAAAUGAGGGAAACCGUACGGCUCGGUCUCUGUAUAUGCAUGUUUGAUGUUCGCAUUGCCUUAGAGGUCUGCUGGUUAAUCACACACUGCCGGUCCUGGCAGAUUUAUGGAAGAAAAACUAUAACAUGUCUCUGAAAAAAGAGCCAGACAUCAGUCGCUGCUAAUAAGACAAGUUGGGACAGAUUUAUAUAAAGCAUGUACGCAUUUUUUCCGCCGGCCUUUGUGUGGCGGGACAAAGAUCCGCUGUCUCGAACGCGGGGUGGUGUCACAGGAAGAGGGUGCAGCCAGUUAUCUUGUUAUCAACACAUCAUUGACCUUGUUAGGCUUGGCUUUAAAAUUGAGCAAAAUUUGAUUUACUGCAAUUUACUGUGGAAGAAAGCAGAUGGAGAGAAAUGAGUGUUUUUUGAAGCAGAGCUGCAGCCUUUGACGCCUCUGUGGCUCCUCACUGGACUGUUUGAUGUUAACAGGGUUGUGUUGACGACGUUUUAGGCUCUGACUGAACUUUAGAGACAGGAAUUCAUGAGAGGAUGUAGAUCGGUAAUCGAGUGUCACAAACUAGUGGUUUGUUAGCAUGUGGUGCUACUUUUUACAUAUAUAUAUAUUUAUACACACAAAAACACAAGCUACGUGUAAAAAGAUGCAAAAAGAGGCUCUACCUCCGGGUUUCACAUCUGUGCCUAAAUCUGUGUUUUUGUACCUUCACCUUCAGGUCCGUGACCACGUGUGGACCAUCAUCAUGGAGUCCGUAGUCCCCUCUGACAAGGGGAACUAUACCUGUGUGGUGGAAAACCAGUACGGCAGCAUCAACCACACAUACCAGCUGGAUGUAGUCGGUGAGUUUUGACCGUGAACAUGUUUGUAUGAAUGAAUUCCUCGUUGAAGUUCAUGAGGUGGAGUCUAAUGAAUGGAGCUCUUGAAUCCAUUAAAAACAGAGCCGUGAUUACUCCUCCUGGACCUGCUCUGUCACACUUACGCACCAUCAGCCCUCCCUCCGCUUCUGUCCCCGUCGUCCCCCGGGUGUAGCUCGGCCUCAGCAGAGGUCCAGACCCUGAUGAGCAGUGAGUAGCUUCACUGAGGGGAGAGUUUUUUCUUUUGCUAAACCCUCAGAGACCUCUCAGUCAGAAAACCCCGGACAGCUGACUUUCUGCCAGCUCUCUAGACCCGAAGUUUCCUCUGGGGGGUUAUCAGUCUUCUAAAUGGAUCCACGAGGACGUUUCACUUCGCAGCUCCAGCCUCCACACUUCACUUUCUUACCCCUGUGUUGUUGCCAACUUUUAUUGAUUGCACAGGCCGUGUUUAUCUGGUGAAAUCGCUGCUGAACUCUGAAAUUACCGUCUGUAACUUGAAAAUGACGACGCAUCAUCAGAUCGGAUUAUACAGGCGACCUUGUUUACCGUCCGCCCGGCCUUUUCCAGUAACAAAGCCAUUGACGUGAAGGUUUUAUUUGGCUGCUGUUUGACGACCAGUCAGCCGUGUGUACUUUUUAAAACCAUUGCACAUGUUUAUCUUUGUCACCACAUGUUUGCACUCCAAACUUCCACCAUAACAUUCGUGUGUUUUGGCGUGUUGCAGAGCGAUCCCCCCACAGGCCCAUCCUGCAGGCCGGUCUGCCGGCUAAUCGUACCGCCUUGGUGGGAAGUGACGUGGAGUUUGAGUGCAAAGUGUUCAGCGACCCCCAGCCUCAUAUUCAGUGGUUGAAGCACAUCGAGGUCAACGGGAGCAGAGUCGGUCCUGAUGGGCUGCCGUUCGUCCGUGUUCUGAAGGUAGGAGGAGCUCACGUUGACCAGAACCUGUCAGAACAGUCUCUGUUGUAUUUCUGAAGAUUGAAAAUUUGAAAUUUGCAACAAAUUGUUCGAGUUUUUGUCAAAACUACCCAGUGUACAGGGGCGGAUCCAGGAUUUUUUUUUUAUCAGGGUGGCCGAACUUCUGCAGGGAGGGCAUGCUAAAUGUGUUCACACUAGGGAUUCCACAACUCUCAGUACCUGCUUAUGAACUGCAGUAAUUUUGGUUUAAUAUUUAUUAUAUUUCUCCCUGAAUCGAUUUGUUUGUGCAUACCUAUGUCCGAUCAUUACACACGAGAGUUUGGGGGAAGCUGAGAAAGAGAGUGUGCAUGUGAUGAUGAUGAUGAAGCCAUGUUUAAGAGGAAUCAGUUAAUUCUGAAGUCAAAGUAGUUUGAGGGUUUUGUCAAAGCUGCCUGUCUUUAAUUUGGUUAGAUUGCAAUGCUGGCCUGAUUAGCAAUGCUGUACAUAUUAAAUUUAGAUCAUAUAACAGUGGUUCUCAACUGGUGGGUCCUGACCCAGAAGUGGGUCGUAGACACAUUCUGGAUGGGUCACAAACAGCUGGUCAAAAUAAUAAAUAUUUAAUGUGAUGUUUAUUAGAUAUUCGAUAUUUUCGGUAUAUGCAACUUAAGUAGUUGUUUUCCUUAUGUUGUCCCCUUCAUGUGCACUUUACUCAAUAAAACAAGUGGAUUUAUGUUAAAGAUUAGAGUCUUAAAAGUUUUUUUUAAUAUAUAUAAAAAAUUAAUUUGCUUGAUUUGAAUUCUUUGAAAGUGGGUCGCUACUUAAGGACCAUGGCCAAAUGUGGGUCCCAGAAUGAGACCAGUUGAGAACCACUGUCACAUAACAUAUCAGAAAUAUGUAUGAAUGGAAAAGUUUAACUCAAAGUAAAAUAAAGGACGAGUUCUAGACUCAUCAAAAGUUUUCCUCCCACAAAAUGGCCAAAAUUUUCAAGAAUGAAAUCCUAAAUAAUCCCUCUGACUGUCAAGGAUGUGAGAAUUUAACCAAAACUGAAAUCUGUGACCUAAAACUGAAUUAGCAUUAUUUUUGACAGACCGUAUUUAAAUCUUCCGAAUUUUUAUUUGCUAAGCAUUCAAGAAGAUAAAUAUCCGAGAUAGAAAUAUAAACUGCUACUUUGAAACGUAAAGAAAGCUACUAGCAGCUAAAACACCAAUAAGCAAUUUUUUUAAUCAUUAACACGACGAAAAAUCAAUCGAGUUCAUUAUAAUUUUUAAUGACUGGGUGGGUUUAAUCAUUACAGUGAAUAUAAUAUUAAUGUGAUUAAAAAAUAUGUGUUAUUGAUCUAAGGCUGUGGGCCCUGUGCCACCUCAGGCCACCCCUGGAUCUGCCCCUGCCAGUUUACUAUAGUUUGGUAAAAGAAGUUUAUUUUCCUCCUCUGACUCUGAAAUCGUCCUACAUGAUGUGAAAUCUGAUGUUUUCUUCUCUCUCUAGUUUGAUCCUGUGUCGACUGUCUUUUUAUUCUGUGAUGCACAUGCCGUGUUUUUGUUUCCAGCAUUCUGGGGUCAAUAGCUCGGACGCUCAGGUGCUGACCCUCUACAAUGUGACUGAGGAGGAGAGCGGAGAGUAUAUAUGUAAAGUGUCCAAUUAUAUAGGAGAGGCCAAUCAGUCUGCCUGGCUGAUUGUCACCAGAUAUGAGCCCACAGGUAACCACAACUCAGCCACACAGGGACGACACAGCGGAGACGCUUCGAGCACCUCCUGGAAAAUCUAGGGCCGUAUAACUCGAGACAACCUCAGCUGUUUCUCUCCUCCCUCCCUCCCUCCCUCCCUCCGUUUUCUCCGUCCCUCUCUCCUGCCUCAGUGCUCCAGACUGUAAAUGACGCUAUGGAAAAUUCCCAGCAGAACAGUUGAAAGUGUUUAGUUUCAGGUUUAUGUUAGCCCCGCUCUCAUUCCUGCUCCAUGCCUGUGCUGUGCCCUCCUAAUAAGGGCCUCACUUGCCAUCUUCUUCCAUUACUUUCGCUCCCUUGCCCUUCAAAGUCCUCUUCACACGCCUCACAGGCUCUCUCUCUCUCCCUCUCGCUCUCUCCCCCCUUUUUUAAAAAUAUUUUCACCAGCUGUCCUCCUUCGCUCACCUUCCUGAUCCCUCCUGUUGUUCCUCUGAUGCUCAUAAUCAUUUAUGGAAGUGUGAUCGUGUGUGAGUGUGAGUGGGACCUGUUCUGCUGUGGAGUUUUCCAUGUUGCCCAUCUCUUGCAUGUAGAGAUGAGACUGAGGUAUUUGAUGUGGUGAUGGGUUUGGACCAGUUUGUGGUCCGGCAGUGCAGACUCAACCUAACCAGCUCCUCCACUAACAGAUACUGGGGGGCCUGAGUCCUCUGCAGGGGGCUCUUGGUGGUGUUGGAUGGCGGAGGAGUACGCUCCUCCAUCCCCUUUUUUCUCCUCUCAGAAUCCUUUACUCAUGGUUCCUUCUCCCUUCUUGGGCCUCUUGUCGGGUCUGCUUCCUUUGUUAUUUUCUAGAGCGCUGGCGUUAACACCACGGACAAGGAAAUGGAAGUCCUCCAACUGAGAAAUGUGUCUUUUGAUGACGCUGGGGAGUAUACCUGCUUGGCGGGCAAUUCUAUCGGGUUCUCUCAUCACACUGCAUGGUUGACCGUUUUUGAAGGUAUCAGUGGUUCUGUCUGUCUCCUUGGUUUCCAUUAUUUUUCUCCUACUAACUCCAGCCUGGCGUUCCGUAUCCACAUUUUCCAGAAAAGAGUCAUGUUUGACUCUAUUUCUGUCAAAAAAUGUGAGAGGAAGCCGGGGCAAGUCACAAAGUACUAAAACUCCUCAAUCUCUCUGUCUUUCUUAUCCUCAGCAUGGCUCUGCUCCAUCUAAACUCUUUAGAUGGAAGAGUUCGGGCCAUGCUCUGGUGUCACGUCUCUAAAAUGGAAUCAGAAAAUGCCAAACAACCAAAUACAAUAAAAGUCUCAAAGUUUAUGUUCAUGGUCUCAGGGGAGAUAGGGGGAUGCAGAUUAAUGCAGAGUUAGAAAAACACCAGAAUACAUGGCGAGUGCACCAGGAGAACCCAAGCUGGUACCAAGCCCAGUGUCUUAUGUGACAAAACUGUAAAUCUGGUCAUUAGGGGGCGACACUUUAGAUGGUAUAUCUGCUGUUGGGUCACAAACAAAAUAGGUAAACGACCUUCUAUUAGGGAUCAGCAAACGCUGCUUUGUACCGCCCGCUGAGGUGAAGUGGUUAGCACAAACAAAUCAGCCUCAGCUAAAGCCGACAUGUUGUUUAAUUUGAAGAGCAGUUGACCUGUCAGCCUCCAACUAUCAACAUCUUGACUUUGCAACAGUUAAAACAUGAACCGUGUGAGAGGAAGCAAGUAGAUUUGUAUCCAUGCCCAUGUAAAUUACUCAGUACGUUUACAUGACGCUCGAAAACUGAAUUAUCACCUCACUCCGAUUAAAGAUCGGACAACUGAAGUGAAUGUAAACACCUUAAUCUGACUAUAAUUGGAGUCGGAGAACUACGAUUAAGACACCAAGAUAAUGGGAUUGGAAUUCGAUUUUCUCUACUAUGUAACCAGCGUAGUCAGAGUAUGAUCGGACAGUGCAUGUGCACCAUGCCCCCGUAACCCUGGAACUAAAACACCAGAGAAGAAGUGGCACUAUCAUUUUAAGAACUUUCGACUCAGAAGCAACUGCAACUUGGCUGAAGCAUGAAAGAAUGUCCACUUUUGGAAGAAUGAGGAGAACAUCGUUAUGCUUUCCGACCUGACAGAAAUGAACAUUUUAAAGUUUAUGGACGGUUUCAAAACAAGGAACGGAGACAUCUUUAAAAAAGGCCCAAAAAUGGCGCCGCUGAUUCUAGACCCAUAUCGCCCCCUAGUUUUUGGGAGGAGGACACGUUCACGUCAAUAAUUCGAUUUUCUCAGCUGUAUGUAUACGAGGACAAGGAGAAGUGUCCAAUUCGGCAAAAAAAAAAAAAGAUUUUGAGCUUUGUCCAAUCAAAUGUGCAUGUAAAUGUACUGAGUGUCCUGUCGUUACAUCAUCAGAGGAGGCCAAUCAGAUCCUCAUCCUCAUUAAGUGGGCUGCAGGAGCAUAAGUGUAGUUUCUUCACUACCACAUUUACAGGGCUGCUAUAUGGAGGAGGACUUACCUGUAUAACGUGGAUAGACAUGGAGAAUUUUCUUAAAAACAUAAAAUUAUUAAUGACACAGACAUCAACAACCGUACAGGACAGCUCAUAAUGAACACAAAACAAACACAUGAUAACCAAUGAAGGGAACCAGCAGCAGGGAGCCAGAGUUUAGACUGAGCUAUCAGAGCAUGUUAAGUAGCUUAAACAUGCGUAGGACCCUGGAUAGGAUGCUUCUGAAUCUGUCGUGAAAACCUCAUAUUUUAACCAAGAGGGGAAAAAUAAUCACACUGAUCGGUUUAAACCCGGUAAAAGUUCUGGUUCUCAUAGGCGGGUUGUUUGGCAGCUCUGAUCAGAUCUCACUUUGAACUCUCUCCACCAUCCUGCUCUUUAACCGGUGUUUGUAUUUGAUUUGGUGUAAAGCUGAUUUUCUUUGACAAGCACCGCAAAUGACAUGUAUCCCUGAUGUCAUUUCCUGCUGUGAGCGCAGCGGCUGGCUCUGAUAAUUGGCUCUCUGUGGUGGAUGUGUCUCAUUCCUGAGGGCCGGAAUGGGCAUUUGUCCAAUUAUCAAGCAGCUUGUCAGUCAGCCUCUUCACACAAGUGCAGCUCCUCACUUGUGCUGCUGGUGUUGGUUAGGGGUGUAACGGUACACUGCAGUCGGUACGGCACCCUUGGUUUGGGAUGCAUUGUUCUGUGUUUUGACUUGACUGCAUAAACUGUUUGUGUUGGUGAUUUGCCGACCACAAAAUGCAGCGAAAGUAUUGAGAAGGCUGUGGCGAGGUUAAAUAUGAGCGCCAGGGAAGGGAGACUUGCACAAACAGUCACAAAUAUUUGUUUACAAGUUAAGCUGCUGCCUUGAAGAAACAAAAUUGUGAAAUAGAAACAAAAACCGUUGUUUUGGCGCACCAGAGGAGCUUUGCAGGUGUAUUUUUAGCACUGCAUGACAGACAUCGUCUAAAAUAUGAAAGACUGAAGAUUAGACGUGAUAAAAUAACUUUAUCCGAAGGAGUUUGACUGUAAAAGUUUAACUCCUGCAGACAGCCACAUCCCAAGCCAAGGUUUGCACCGAAGAAUGCUUUUUAUAAAUAAGGUUUCCAUUACAUCCCUCAAACUGGUAUGAAUAAACAUUUGGUCUUUUCACUACAAGGGAGGAAAAAAACAAGAUCUGAUUCGGACUUUUUCACGAGUUCUCUUUUUUUUCCAACACAGCACAUUUGAAAAAUAUUUGCUCACCAGCACCAACACACAUCGAUCUUUUAAAGUUUAUAACAAACACAGUAAAAUUUGGACCGUGUAUGUUUGGAGUCCAGCAGUUAUGUGACUAUAUUCAGCUGAAGCUUUUGUUGUUUGCUGCUUUUAGACCUCUAAGUAGAUUAAAAAUUGUUUGAAGAGUGGAUUUGAAGAGUUUGCAGUGUUGUUACCCUGUAUGAAAACCAGAUCCUUAGAGCAUUAUUUGACUCCAUUAACUAUGUGUUCAUAGUUUGUUUUGAUCAUGGAGGUUGGCCCUCACUCUUUCUGUCUUUAAAGACACUUUCAACGUAUUAAAAAUUAAGAUUUAAAGGAAGAGGACGUGAAUACUGGGCUGUGAACCGAGCGUUAAACGAGUGUGUGAAAGGCUCUGGUUUUCAGACAGGGCAGCCGUGUGUUUGUGUGAUUUUAUGAGUUUAUUGUGUAUUAUUCGAGUUUCUGCGUGUGUGCGUGGUGCAUGCUUUGGUUGGUGUGAUGAGCGUGAUUGAUUGGGUGUCAGACCAUCUGUGAUUUCGCUGACGACACUUGACCCCGCCCCUCCCUCCUCCCUGUAUUUAGCCGAACCGCACGGUCCUCCGGCCAACCACACCUACCUUGAGGCGGUCAUCUACUGCGUGGGCUUCUUUUUCAUCGCCAUCAUGAUCGCCAUCGUCAUCAUCGUCAAGAUUCGCACCUCCUCCAAGAAGAGCGACUUCAACAGCCAGCUGGCCGUUCACAAGCUGGCCAAAAGCAUCCCUCUGCGCAGACAGGUAACAGAAAGUAGAUAGGGGGUUUGGAAUAUUUACACCUUUCCUUUUCUUCUUCUCUCUCUCUCUGCAUGUCAAACAUUUUGCACAUUUUCAGGCUCAGUCUUUAUGCUAACAGAAACUUCAAGCAUGCAUUUAAAGAUUUCAGCCUCAUUUUAACCCGGAGCUUUGGGGCGUCAGGUAAGUAUAAAUCCAGGAGUGUUUGAACUCUCAGAGCGACUGCACUUUUUAUUCUCUGAUCACUUCUUUUCUUUGGGAGAUCUCUCUGCUGGCGUCUGCUGCACUAUGAGGGGAGUAAUGUCAGUGUUUCUUACCUCAGGUGUCCGUGGACUCGAGCUCCUCCAUACACUCUGGAGUCAUGCUGGUUCGUCCCUCCCGCCUCUCCUCCAGCGGGUCCCCGAUGCUCUCCGGGGUGUCUGAGUAUGAACUUCCUCAAGAUCCGCGCUGGGAGCUUCCUCGAGACAGGUACGCCCUGGAUACCAGUCAGACAACAUCCAAAGGAAAGCUCUUUUUUUGAUGAGAUAGAAAAUAGGGUGUAAAUGUUAUUGUGGUUUCCACGUGUCAUAAAACGUAGGCGAGAUGAAGAAGAUGCAGCAGCUGCAAGCGAGCUAGUUGUAGCAGCUUCAGGGUCCCUACGCAAGUAUGGAAAAGUAUGGAAGUAAUUCGAUCAAUUUCCAGGUCCUAAAAAGUAUAGUGAAUGAGAAAUAAAAUAUUAAUGUUGACAGACUAUAUCACCACAGUUAUAAAAUACUGUUUUCUAAAAUAGAAAAGUAGGUAUUUCCAAAAAAAUAAUUUUAAAAAGUAAGAUAUGGAAGAGUAGGAACCCUGGGAGAUGAUUUGCCACUUUUAAAAACCAAAGUUCAAAGAUUUAUUGUGAAGUGAACAUCUAAUAAAACUUAAUAAAAGCUUGAAUUGUAUAAAUUUAAAGUUAGACUCCAUCAGAAACAUCAAACAGUUUCUUUGUCUCAUGUUUCCUGUCCUUCCUUCAGACUCGUCCUCGGGAAGCCGCUGGGUGAAGGCUGCUUCGGUCAGGUGGUGAUGGGAGAGGCGCUGGGUCUGGACAAAGAGAAGCCGAACCGUGUGACCAAAGUGGCCGUGAAAAUGCUGAAAUGUGAGUUUCUUUUAUUGUUUCAAGUCUCAGGAGUUUUCGACUGGGACUUAGAUCUACUUGAGCGAGUCGAGGAUUUGCAGGGAGGAAAGUUCUUCAGAGUUUGGUAAUAGAUUUUACAGGAGCCUGAAGUCCAGACUCCAGGGACGAGGAAAGUUGUAACACCACAGCCGUAAUGAAGACAUACUCGGAGACAUCUGCCAUUGGAUCCCAGCCACUGUGCAAAUGGGAGAGCAGAGUAAAAAUUUAUGAGAACCCUUGACAUCCCAUAUAAAAGCGUGUUCAUUAAAGUGCACGGCGGAGUGAGGAUGGAGGGAAAGUAGCAUUUAUUGUCUCAUACUUUAAGUGCCUUUCCCCGGGGAGCGUUCUCCGAGACAAACGCCAGACAAACUCAGCAAGACGUGCAAAGUUGCUCUUUGAGGUCAUUACUGUGAGGCCUGUUUGGAGCUGGAUAACAACAGAAGCUCCAUUAAUUACCCUAAUAUCAUCCUUUUUUUCUUUUCUUUCCAGCUGACGCCACAGAGAAAGACCUGUCAGACCUGAUUUCAGAGAUGGAGAUGAUGAAGAUCAUCGGGAAGCACAAGAACAUCAUUAAUCUGCUGGGAGCCUGCACACAGGACGGUAAGAGCAGACAGACAGACAGACAGACACACGGGGGUCUUCUGCUGACCGUCCACGGCCUCUCUGGACCAACGUAAACACUGUUGUCCCUCAGAUAAACUGUGAACCGCUCUCUGAGAGGAGUGUAGAGGCGCAUGAUUAAACGUUUCUGACACCGGCUUCCGAGCUCUCAGUUUGAAUCGACCACAGCUGCUGCCAUUUCUGUCCAAUCAUCCCUGACGAAAAACCAAAGAAACUAACCCCUCAUGACCCGCUGUGCACAUCACUCUGCCGCCUCCUCCCUGAAACACAAAGCUCUUUUGUUCUCUCCACUUAUUUACCAACUCAGUCUUAUCUCUCCUGAACCAGAGAUUUCAUAAAACCACAAAAAUAUCAAGUAUUUUCUUUUUUUCUGUCUUUUUUCUCUCCCUUUAUUUCCCACUUUUUUAUCAGCUCUAAUGAUUUCUUUUCUCACAUGUGUCCACAGGUCCUCUGUAUGUCAUCGUCGAGUACGCAUCCAAGGGGAACCUGCGGGAGUACCUGCGAGCGCGACGCCCACCAGGCAUGGAGUACUGCUACAACCCGGACCAGGUUCCUGUGGAGAACAUGUCCAUCAAAGACCUGGUGUCCUGUGCUUACCAAGUGGCCCGAGGCAUGGAGUAUUUAUCCUCCAAAAAGGUAAACUCAGAGAGCAAACAGUCAUUUCCAGCUGUGAUGUUUCCUGUAUGAAAAAUGUCAACAACAAGAAUCAAUAUUUACUCGAUGAUUUCUCCUGCAGUGCAUCCACAGAGAUCUCGCAGCCCGUAACGUUCUGGUAACGGAGGACAACGUGAUGAAAAUAGCCGACUUUGGCCUUGCGAGAGAUAUCCAUCACAUCGAUUACUAUAAGAAGACCACCAAUGUGAGUAUUUUCAUCAGUCUGUGAUUAUUGAGUCACAGAUCCAUAUAAGAGCUUUUCUCCAGCAUCAGUUAAUGUGCUGUAAACCUGCUGCAGACGUCGCCGUUGCAAAUUCACAGGAAGUGGUGCCUCUGUCCUGGCCAGCUGAUAUUACUGCUGAAGUUAGCAACGAAGCUCUUGGUGAAAAUUGACAAAUCUUUAUGUGACCAGGUCUGCAUAGUGAAGGUUGAGCUCUUUGAGAACACUUCAAAUCCCUGAGCUCAAGAAUAUGUCGGUAAUCUAGGUUUGAAGAAGUGAAACCAUGACUGGUAAAGGUGUGCAUCACUCAGUUGGCGCCAAUUCAAUCACCGAUUUAAGAUAGACCUGCAACCCUGCUCUGUCAGUGGGAGAGUUUUCUCCACAGCUAAGGUGAUUUGUGAUACCUCAGCAGAUUAAUCUGACUCCAGACCGUGCAACUUAUUGUUUUCCUGCAACAGAAUCUAGAAAAUGCAACUUAUAGACAGAAAUCCCAACCAGCGAGUCAAAGUUCUUGUGCUUUCAUUAAAAUAAAUCAUAAAAAUAUGUCCUUAAUUAGGUUUAAUCACCAUUAUUCUUGUUUGUCUCUCCAUCAGGGUCGUUUACCAGUCAAGUGGAUGGCUCCUGAAGCUCUCUUUGACCGGAUAUACACGCACCAAAGCGAUGUGUGAGUACCACACGUCCUUACUUCUAUAAUCCAGUCUCCAUAAAGAGCAUGUAGUCGUGCAGAUCACUUAGACACCUCUCUCUGUCUCUGUCUCUGCUCUCAGCUGGUCGUUCGGGGUGCUGCUUUGGGAGAUCUUCACCCUGGGAGGUUCCCCGUAUCCUGGUGUGCCUGUGGAGGAGCUGUUCAAGCUGCUGAAGGAAGGACAUCGUAUGGACAAGCCCUCGACGUGCACUCAUGAGCUGUAAGGAAACACCGAACACCUGAAAUCAAAUGUGUUUUCAUGUCCCACAGACACACAAAGGUGCGAUCUGGAAACUUCAUGAUCAAAACAACCCCGAUACAUCAUCUGGGUUUGUUGUGAUCACCGUUUCAAAGUCAUCAGCGUUUCAUUGGAUUAACACCGCUGCAAACUUGAUCCAGAGUGACUCAAACUGUUUGUCCCACUUUGAUGCCGAUAUUCUGGCUCAUUAACUGAAUAAAAGUGAAGUCUGUGGUUUCUGUUUAAAUAUUCCCCGGUGAGAAUCAGAACCAGAUGUUUCCUUCUGCAACAGCGCAGCCAUUAGAGCGAAGUGUGUGCUGAGGCUGAAACCAUUCGAGUGUUCAAAUGACAUUAACAGAAGAAAAUAUUAAAGGAACCAACUUCAAAGUAAAAGUCCUAUAAAUUUAAAAGUCUGAGACGAUCUGCAGGGCUCUUAUUGAUUCUCAGUGUGCCUCAUGUUUGGCUGGAACAGUUGGGAGUGAUAUUCACAUCAAUGAUGUUGUUGUAUUUCAGAAAUAUGUGUGCUAAGCAACAUGUGAUUAUGGUUUCAGCCGAUGAUUGUGUGGCAGCCAUUAACAGGGAAACUCAGAUGUUGAGGGAGGUCUAAUUUUUAAAAAUGCAUUAAGUGAUGCUAUAAAUUUUAGGGUUUAUAUUUAAGAGCCUAUAAUACUUUUCCCAAACUGUUUCUGAUUUGAUCUGCUGUCGCUGUAGUGACUGAGGGAAUCUGGGCAGACAUUUACUGCAACGUGAAGAAGGCGCAAAAUUGACUUUUCCACCGCCUCCCUAAAACCGUCUCAAAGAUAUUUUUAUGCUUAAGUUUGUUAACAGACUGGGUUGAAAACUAAAUGCAUGAAAGGUAAUACACUUAUCUAUUCUCAUUGCGCAUCCUGCUCAUACACCAUCUACCAACACUGACCAGGCUGCCUGCAGAGUAGGGCCGGGCGAUAUGUCCUCAAAUCAAUAUCACGAUAUAUUGAUCAGUUCACCUUGAUAAAUGGACGAUAACUACUCCACAAGCUGCUCACCCCCUCCCACAUUACCUUUGUCUACUUCAGCCGCUACAACUUUUGAACCGUCCUCCAUCUCCUCACCUGUCUUUCCCUCUUUGUUACGGACUGGAUGGGGUGGAGUCACGUCCAGAUCAGCCUGGUUAAUCAAUCUGUCUGAUUUUUAAAGGCAUAUUUUAUCCGUGUUUCCUGCAGGUACAUGAUGAUGAGGGACUGCUGGCACGCUGUCCCCUCUCAAAGACCAACAUUCAAACAGCUGGUGGAGGACUUGGAUCGCUCCCUGGCCAUGACAUCCAACCAGGUCAGUCCUCAUCUUGUCACACACGUAGAAGCACUGACUGUAUGAAAAAUUAUGUCCACUGUCAUCUCUUCAGGGAACAUCAAUCCUGCCUCUCCUGCACAUGUUGACAAAUAUAAACACACUAAGCAAGUUUUCAAGCCAGGCAGUAGAUGAGUUACUGCAGAAUCAGGCUGGGUUUUCACUCACUGACAGAGUUUGGCUGUUAGUGCAGAGACGUUUAAUUUUACAUCCAAAAAUCCAGACAACACAAACAUGACAGAGAGGUGAAGUUCAGUGACUCACUGGGCCGUGAUGAUGACCAAGACUCAGGCUCGGGUCCAACUUAUGACUGGACUUGUACUCGAUCAUUGAUGACUCAGAUUUGGAUGCAGACUUGAACGAUGAAGUUGUUUCUGCUGAUGCAAAAAAAAGGAUUUAAGAGCUUUUCAUUAAUCAGGUCUGCAACAAUAAAACUCCACCAGUCUUAGGUUUGUGUACUUUGGUAGUAAUCCUUCAAUGACAUAAUCGUGAGUCUGAGUAAGUCUGGAUUUCAUUUCGCAGUCACAUGACGACUUCACUCCCAUUAGAUUUAUAAUUUGAUUUAUUUUUAGUUUGAUUAACUACAUACACUCAUUCGAAUACCAUCUUGUUCAGUCAUACUUACUCUUGCCGAGAUACCAAAGAGGUGAUUCGAGUAAUGUGGACCGGACUUUGACUCAGGCUCAGAAAAUGGUGACUCAGUCUAGAUUCUUUAGUUGUAACUCAAACUGAAACUCUCUGGACUUGGACUGGAGGUUUGGUGACUAAACAAGAAUGCCACAGCCACCUGUCAGUCAAACCAUGUCAUAAAACUUUAAUGUUCUACAUCAUUUGAAAUGAAUAAUUAGCUUUUUUUUAACAUGAGGUUUCUUCCUCUCCAUUUGUCGCCUCCAGGAGUAUUUGGAGCUCUCCGUGCCUCUGGACCAAUACUCGCCCAGCUACCCCGACACCCGCAGCUCCACCUGCUCUUCUGGCGAGGACUCGGUCUUUUCCCAUGACGCCGGAGCCGAGGAGCCGUGCCUGCCAAAGUUUCCUCCUCACUCCAACGGGGCGGCCAUUAAGAAACGCUGA